Messenger RNA from Diaporthe batatas, 1545 nucleotides. RefSeq lists its product as uncharacterized. Bases 1 to 1545 code for a protein of 514 amino acids. The record is from RefSeq and is a predicted model, not a curated record. Lineage: Eukaryota; Fungi; Ascomycota; Sordariomycetes; Diaporthales; Diaporthaceae. The transcript has a single exon.
AUGACUUCCACGGCAGCCGGCUCGCCUAGAAAGGUGAAGGACAUGGUCACCUACUUUGAGAAGAACAGAGAUCAUCCCGUCAAAACAACACGCAGCCGUAAGAGGUCAUCUGUGGUGGCCAUGAUGAGCCUCACCAGGCGCCCGUGGGAGCACUUUCCCCGGCGCAAGUCAUCAGCCUCCACCAACCCCCGGCGGAGAUCAUCAACAUCAACCAGAUCUAACAGCACGACAUACGACCCUGCGGAGGAGUACAUCUCCGAGCCGGGUUACGCAGCCUCAGAGCGCUCCGGGACAUCGACUGUCGUGUCUGAGGGCAGGCGGCCGUCAGAGAACCCAGAUUACGACUGGGAGCAUGACUCGAUCGCGGACCUGAAGGCGAGCCUCAGGAAGCUCGACCUGUCCCCGGCGGCCAAUGGCCCAGUGGUCCUCAAGGGGGGCGAGACUGCAGAUGAGAUUCAUGUCGUUGACCCUUCCGAGAUUGAGCAGGGCAAAAGUCCCACCAACGGGGUGCCUGGGGUACAUGAGAUUGAUUUCGUGGACCCAUCGGCGCCUCGGACCGCCGAGGCUGAGCCAAAAUUGGAACCGACGAGGGAGAAUGUCCCGGCUCUCAAUAAUGAGCCAGCAGACCACGCCGAGGCCAGCACCUCAGACUCAUCCAAACCCGUCACCGACGAAGACGAGCCUGCGAACAGAUCUGCAGUAGCCGAGUCAAAAGCGUGGGAGGCCGCAGACAGCUCACAGCAAUUCGUCGAGGCCAACAUCCAAGCUCGCACGUCCUCGGCUAAAGGACCUGGCAAGGCCGGACUUUUGCGUGUGAAGACGUCCCACUUCGAGACUGACCGCAACAAAACCAUCGACACAAAAUCACCCAACUCGCCAAAAUCACCAAAAUCACCAAACACGCCGUCGCCAAAGUCAAAGGCCCGCCCAAAGCUGGCCGUAGACCUCCCAGGCAUCCCGGAGUCAGAAGCCGAGACGCUGGGGCGGCACCACAUGCACCACCGCCGGCCCUCCCUGAGCAUGAUCCAGCCGCUCCCGUCCCAGCAGCGGCCAGGGCAGCACAUACAACAGGCGGUACACGUCAACAGGGCCUCGCGCCCGCCCGUCAGCAUGGCGAGCCGGUACCCGCCGGUGCGGAGCAUCUCGGCCCCCCUACCGGGGCAGCAGGAGCCGGGCGAGGUGUACGGCGCGCCGGGGGAGAUGAUGCAGCUCGUCAGCCAGCGGCAGGUCAAGUUCAACGACAUGCGCGAGGAGAGGCUGCGGCGGCUCAGCGGCAUCAGCAGCGCCGCGGGCGCCUCGCGGCCGGGGAGCCUCAUGGGCCGGCGGCAUGCUUCUGCGCCCGUGAGCCCGUCCAUGGCGGCGGCGGGCGGUGGUAAUACCCGCAAGAGACACAUGCAGCAGCGCCGGCGGUCUGGGCCGGCGAGGCCUUCAUUUUCUGUGGGCCAUCAGAGGCGGUCGGUCUCGCAGGUUAUUAAGGAGUAUUUCCGGGCGCCGAGGAGGAGGCCUAGCUGGUUGAUGGUGCGGAGUCGGAGUAAGACGAGGUAG